GGCACUUGUCCGUCCGUCCCCGGUCUAGCGCUGAGACAAUUUAAAGGCAACUAAGAGUCCCUGGGGAGCUCACUGGGAUUCUGUCCCUCUUCCCGCGAGCAAGGGGCAUCGAGGCGCCCCCUCUGGGAAGAGGCGGCGGCGGUUCCACCGCCCAUGGAGCGCCAAGGGGAGGGCGCAGCAGCUGCCCACGGCGACAUGGCCGCCUUGCACGCCGCCAAGCGGGCCCUGCGAGGGGAGCUGAAGCGCCGCCUGAGAGCCCUGAGCGAGGCCGAGAAGCUGCGCCAGUCGCGCCUCCUGGGCGGCAAGGUGAUGGGGCAUUCUAAAUACCAAGCGUCCCAGAGGAUUGCAGUCUUUCUAAGCAUGCCGGAUGAGGUCCAGACGGAAGAGAUCAUUAAGGACAUUUUUCAGCAAGGCAAAGAGUGCUUCAUUCCACGGUACAAGCCCCAGAGCAGCCACAUGGACAUGGUAAAGUUAGCUUCCUAUGAAGAAAUUGCUUUGCUCCCCUUGACUUCCUGGAACAUCCAUCAGCCUGCUGCAAACGACAUCAGGGAAGAAGCUUUGUUGGUGGCAGAGGGUCUUGAUCUCAUCCUUAUGCCAGGACUUGGUUUUGACAAAACUGGCAACAGACUGGGAAGAGGAAAGGGGUACUAUGAUGCAUACCUUGAAAGGUGCAGACAGCAUCCCAGAGGAAAACCUUACACAAUUGCCUUGGCUUUCAAAGAACAAGUAUGCGGCGUGGUCCCUGUGUCUGAAAAUGAUGUGAAGGUUGAUGAAAUCCUAUUUGAAGACAAUGAACAGUGACUUUGAUAAACAACUGACCAGGAACCUUUUUUUUUUAUGUGUGUGAAUUCUUAAACAAUUAUAAACAAAGUUCACAUAUGCACAUUUACUA
Messenger RNA from Rhineura floridana, 892 nucleotides. It is a transcript of the gene MTHFS, whose product is annotated as methenyltetrahydrofolate synthetase. The transcript is spliced from 3 exons. Gene Ontology annotation, molecular function: 5-formyltetrahydrofolate cyclo-ligase activity. Gene Ontology annotation, cellular component: mitochondrion. The record is from RefSeq and is a predicted model, not a curated record. NCBI's taxonomy places the organism in Eukaryota, Metazoa, Chordata, Lepidosauria, Squamata, Rhineuridae. Gene Ontology annotation, biological process: folic acid-containing compound biosynthetic process; tetrahydrofolate interconversion. Bases 154 to 801 code for a protein of 215 amino acids.